Messenger RNA from Aspergillus brunneoviolaceus CBS 621.78, 2329 nucleotides. RefSeq names its product transcription factor domain-containing protein. Gene Ontology annotation, cellular component: chromatin. Lineage: Eukaryota; Fungi; Ascomycota; Eurotiomycetes; Eurotiales; Aspergillaceae. The coding region runs from base 29 to 2329 and encodes 766 amino acids. Gene Ontology annotation, biological process: DNA-templated transcription; regulation of transcription by RNA polymerase II. The record is from RefSeq and is a predicted model, not a curated record. The transcript has 3 exons. Gene Ontology annotation, molecular function: RNA polymerase II cis-regulatory region sequence-specific DNA binding; zinc ion binding; DNA-binding transcription factor activity, RNA polymerase II-specific.
CUCAUCCCCAAUACUCAUCCCCACUGUGAUGGGCUCUCCUACCAAACCAUACCAAUGCCAGCGAUGCCCCAGGACAUUUGCUCGCCUAGAGCAUCUUCAGCGUCAUGACCGCUCACAUACAAAAGAGAAGCCGUACAUAUGCACCAAAUGCCCCAAGUCAUUUACCCGCAAAGACCUAUUGGCGCGUCACGAACGCCUGGCUCACAGCAGCCCGGCCCUGGAUGCUACACCAACAAGCUCACCGCAGCCUGCUUCUCCUCAGGUUUUCGACGGACUUAAUGUUCUGGCAUCAGCAGUGGCUGGUCGUCCGCUUUCGCCAACUCCUCGGCAGGGUCAGCCGAUAACUACUGCUUCCCCAGCAUCCUUCCCAGUGCCGUUAGCGGACACGGUUCCAGGGCAUACGGUCGCAAACUCCCAAGCGGCGGCAGCAGCGCCUCCUGAAGCUCCUGGGUUUACCGAACCUUUUACCAGCUAUGGCCAGUCUAUCUCCCAUGAUGGGGAUGACUUCACCACUUUCCUAGAUAGCAUUCCGCUUCCAAGUCACCCUUACUCACCCACUUACCAACCACUUCCUCUCUUCCCUGCCUUCCAUUUUGACCCAGCAACUUCGGAAUACGGUCACACCGUUGCGAAGGACAAGUCAGUCAAUGACAUUGGCUCACCUUCCACACCUGUAUUGCCUCGACAUGGAACGCAGUUGCCAUCACUCCAACCGGACAGGACUCAGGCACCCUAUAAGGCUCGUGAGCCUAGUAGCCAAAUAUCGAUAACGACGCAGUGCAGGGACCGCAUUAUUGCAACUCUGACAGACUAUGCCAACGUCGUCCAUAAACCGUUUGUCCCGUCGCGACACGCCUUAUCCCGCUGUCUUGGUGGGUAUAUGAAUGGUUUUCAUGACCACUAUCCAUUUUUGCACAUCGCCACGCUGGACACGGAUGCGACUCCCGUGCAUCUGCUUCUCUCUAUGGCUGCUUUAGGAGCCCAGUACUGCCGCGAGCCUGACACGAGCUUGGAACUAUUUAAGGUUGCAAAGGCCGUCACUCUUGAGCAUGUCCGGAGAGAAUUCCAGUGGGGUUGCUCCACUCACCAAAUGGCAACUCAUGUCGAUAAGGCGGUCAGAGAUCAGGAUAUCAUCGAAACCAUUCAGGCAUUUCUCAUAUUGAUGUCCGUUUCAUGCUGGUUUGAGCGCGAUCCCCCACAUCACGAGGCUCUUUACAUGCGAAGCGUCAUGGAAACUCUUCUCCGACAGGGGGGAUUAAACGAGCUGCCGGCACAGGAUGGGACUUGGGAGAGCUGGAUCCGCAACGAAUGUGUCAAGAGGACGAAGCUGAUCGUCUUUUGUUUUUUCAGCGUGCAUACUAUUGUGUUUGACAUACCGCCGCUGAUCUUGACUGAAGAGCUCACUCUUGACUUGCCUUGCACAGAAAAAGAAUGGAAUGCGACGAGUGCGAGCCAGUGGCUUAUGGAUAGAAGCCAAAGCCGCGGGGAGCCUAAGCUACAAGCUGCCUUGAAUGCACUUUUUCCACAAUCAUCUGGAGCCAAAGGUCGCCUGGAAAGCUUCUCCUCAAUGGGCGGCUAUGUACUGAUCCAUGCAAUGAUUCAAAACAUUUGGUUGAUGCAAAAAGCCAGUCGCCUCCCCGUCUCCAAUGGUGGCUUCUUAUCACCAGCAGUGAUCAAUUCUCUAGAACAGGCGUUAGAAAACUGGUGUCAGUGCUGGGAACACAACCAGGAAUCCUCCAUUGAUCCUUUCAACCCUCACGGUCCGCUCUCUUUCACCUCGACAGCUCUCCUCCGUCUAGCAUAUAUCCGUCUCAAUGCCGAUUUCAGCUCCGCGCGACGACUACAAACCUGGAACCCGGAUGAGAUAGCCCGUUCCUUGAAGGAUGAGUUAUGUGUGCAACGGAGCGAUAGACUUACUCGCGCCGCAUUACACUGUGCUCAUGCGCUCAGCACACCCAUCAAAUUGGGCAUAAACUAUGUGGCGCACACUCUUGUCGUAUCCUGGUCCAAUCAGUACGCCUUGUGCUCGCUUGAAUGUGCCGUUCUACUGGCCAAGUGGCUAGAGGUGGCGACGGUCUCAAAUCCAGAGCCGAGUCUGACUGAACAAGAGAGCAAGCUGCUUGAAUUUGUUUUAGAGAUGGUCAUGGAAGUCCAGCACGGGGUUUCCCGCAAUUGGCUCCUGUCGAAUAACACAAGACUAAGUGCAACUGUGACAAGGCUCUGGGCGAGGUUGUUUACAGGAGAUUAUAUAUGGCAGCUGGUCAACCUAAUAGGUCGCUCUCUCAAUCGAUACGCCGAGAUACUGGAACCCACAAAUGGCCCGGUGUGA